This is a messenger RNA of Kuraishia capsulata CBS 1993, 3336 nucleotides long. RefSeq lists its product as uncharacterized. Gene Ontology annotation, biological process: DNA-templated DNA replication; DNA replication proofreading; base-excision repair, gap-filling. The transcript has a single exon. Lineage: Eukaryota; Fungi; Ascomycota; Pichiomycetes; Pichiales; Pichiaceae. The record is from RefSeq and is a predicted model, not a curated record. Gene Ontology annotation, cellular component: delta DNA polymerase complex. Bases 1 to 3336 code for a protein of 1111 amino acids. Gene Ontology annotation, molecular function: DNA-directed DNA polymerase activity; 3'-5'-DNA exonuclease activity; DNA binding.
AUGGCGGCUAUCUCUAGGUUGGACAAGCGUCCUAUUGAAUCAGAGACCAGUAUACCAUCAAGGCUCAAACGAGCUCAUUUGAAUAUUGCCGUGGAUGGGUAUCUGGGUACGGAUUGUGCCCAUGCUCUUCCCGUGGCAAAUCAAUCAGUUCAGAGCUCCAAAGGCUACCACUUGCCAGUUAAAGCCAAGUUUUCGGGGGCCACAUUUCACAAGAAACUGACUACUUCGCAGCUUGACGUUGAGCCUUCGUCCUUUGAGAAAGAGCUUGAAGACUUGGCAGCGGCAGCUGGAGCUCGUGACGUUCCAAGAACACAAGAAGAGGCAGAUCGUGCCUGGAGCAGGCCCAAACUGGAUAGGUUUGAUCCAUUGACUAGCAACAUUGUUUUCCAGCAAUUGGAUGCCGAGGAGACUGUCAUAGAGGACAAAUCAGCGGUGAGAUUUUUUGGAGUCACCAAAGAAGGCCAUUCAGUUUUGUGUAAUGUCACUGGAUUCUUACACUACAUGUACGUGCCAAUGCCCAGGACACUUGCUCAUAGCGCGUUACCCGAGUUUAUCACAUAUAUGAAAGGAUCUUACGAAGGAAUCGUGGACAUUACGGUGGCCAUGAAGGAGUCUAUAUGGGGAUACAACAAGAGCACAAAGCUGCCGUUUCUUAAGGUGAUUGUUGAGAACCAGAAGUUUCUCAGUAGGAUCAGAACGGGUUUCGAGAGAGGUGAUAUUCAGUUUGGAGAUGCUUUUACUGGUAACUCUGUUACUUUCGAUAACAUCCAGUAUCUGUUGAGGAUGAUGGUGGAUUGCAAGAUUACCGGUAUGAGUUGGCUCACGGCUCCCGCAGGAAAAUACUCCUUGGAAUCCAAUAAGAUCUCUACAUGCCAGCUAGAAGUCUCCAUAGACUACAAAGAUUUGCUUUCCCACGAGCCAGAGGGAGAGUUCCUGCAGAUGGCUCCGUUACGUGUGCUUUCGUUUGAUAUCGAAUGUGCUGGUAGGAAGGGUAUCUUCCCUGAGCCAGAGUACGAUCCUGUCAUUCAGAUUGCAAACGUUGUGAGCGUAACUGGUGAAGAUACUCCCUUCGUGAGAAACGUGUUCACCAUGAAGAGCUGUGCUCCAAUUGUGGGUUCACAGAUCUUUUCUUACGAGCAGGAAGGUGAACUUUUGCGCAAAUGGAAGGAGUUUGUGGUCAAGGUAGAUCCUGAUGUGAUAAUUGGUUAUAAUAUUGCCAAUUUUGAUUUGCCUUAUCUGUUGAACAGGGCUAAGACUUUGGGGGUUGCUGAUUUCCCCUUCUUCAGCAGACUAAAGCACAGCAGGCAGGAGAUCAAGGACUCUGUAUUCAGUUCAAGAGCAUAUGGAACACGCGAAAACAAGGUGGUGAACAUCGAGGGCAGAAUGCAAUUGGAUUUGUUGCAGUUUAUCCAAAGAGAGUACAAGCUCCGUUCGUAUACACUCAACUCUGUUUCUGCCCACUUCCUGAACGAACAGAAGGAAGAUGUCCAUCACUCCAUCAUUACUGAUCUGCAGAAUGGUGAUAGCGAAACCAGAAGAAGACUGGCGGUGUAUUGUCUAAAAGAUGCAUAUCUUCCCCUCAGAUUAGCUGAAAAGCUGAUGUGUUUGGUUAACUACACAGAGAUGGCCAGAGUGACAGGAGUGCCAUUUUCCUUCCUUCUGAGCAGAGGACAACAGAUCAAGGUCAUUUCUCAAUUAUUCCGCAAAUGUCUUGAUUUGGAUAUCGUGAUACCCAAUAUGAGAUCCGAAGGAACAAAUGAGGAGUACGAGGGUGCCACUGUCAUUGAACCAGUGAGAGGUUAUUACGAUGUUCCCAUCGCGACGUUGGAUUUUGCCUCUCUUUAUCCUUCCAUCAUGAUGGCACACAACUUGUGUUAUACUACAUUGUUGAAUAAGCAGACGAUCGAGAGGUUGGGACUGAAAGAAGAUGCUGAUUAUAUCAAGACUCCAAACGGAGACUACUUUGUGAAGCCUCAUCUUCGCCAAGGCAUUCUGCCCACGAUUCUGCAGGAACUUUUGGGUGCUAGAAAGAAGGCGAAGAACGAUUUGAAGAAAGAGACUGAUCCUUUCAAGCAACAGGUGCUCAACGGUCGUCAGCUGGCAUUGAAAAUAUCUGCAAAUUCGGUUUACGGUUUCACUGGUGCGACGAUUGGAAAGCUUCCCUGUUUGGCCAUAUCUUCCUCUGUCACUGCUUUUGGAAGAGAGAUGAUUGAGAAGACCAAGACUGAGGUUCAGACCAAGUUCAGCAUUGCCAAUGGUUACGAGGCAGAUGCUCAGGUCAUCUAUGGUGAUACUGACUCGGUGAUGGUGAAAUUUGGAACUGAUUCGCUGGAGAAAUCGAUGGAGCUCGGUCUCGAGGCUGCCGAAUACGUUUCCACCAAGUUUAUGAAGCCUAUCAAGCUGGAGUUUGAGAAGGUUUAUUUCCCUUAUUUAUUGAUUAACAAGAAGCGGUAUGCAGGUCUGUAUUGGACGAACCCAAAGAAGUUCGACAAGAUGGAUACCAAAGGAAUUGAGACUGUGAGAAGAGAUAAUUGUCGUCUGGUCCAGAAUGUGAUCACGAAAGUUUUGCAGCUGAUUCUAGAGGAUCGUGAUGUGAAUGGUGCUGAGAGCUUUGUGAAACAAACGAUUGCUGACUUGCUACAGAACAGAGUGGAUAUGUCGCAGUUGGUGAUUACCAAGGCUCUGUCGAGGCAGGACUAUAGUGGUAAACAGGCCCAUGUCGAGUUGGCAGAGAGAAUGAGGAAAAGAGACGCUGGUUCUGCACCCACACUUGGUGACCGUGUUGCAUAUGUGAUCAUCAAGACCAGUGGUGAUAAGAACUAUGAGAAGUCGGAGGAUCCUCUCUAUGUUUUAGAGCACUCGUUGCCAAUUGAUACGAAGUACUAUCUGGAUAAUCAGCUUGCGAAACCGUUGAUCAGAAUUUUCGAGCCAAUCAUGGGAGAGAGAAGAGCCAGGGAACUACUGACUGGUGCCCAUACCAGAACCGUUAUUAUGGCAGCUCCAAAGACUGGUGGCCUCAUGAUGUUUGCAAAGAAGUCCAAUCUGUGCAAGAACUGCAAAACUCCGAUGCCUUCACAUAAUCCAGACGGUACUCUUUGUGAUAACUGUGUCGGUAAGGCUGGAGAACUCUAUGGUGAAGCAUUGGCUACAAUGAGCGCUUUGGAGGAGCAGUUUGCCAAGUUAUGGACGGAAUGCCAGAGAUGUCAGGGCUCCCUGCACCAGGAGGUGUUGUGCUCCAAUAAAGAUUGUACUAUCUUCUAUAUGAGAAAGAAGGCCCAGAAGGACCUGGUGCUGCAUUCUGAAGAGAUCAAGAAGUGGGAUGAUCAGGUGUGGUGA